Venturia canescens is the source of this 1477-nucleotide messenger RNA. RefSeq lists its product as uncharacterized. NCBI's taxonomy places the organism in Eukaryota, Metazoa, Arthropoda, Insecta, Hymenoptera, Ichneumonidae. Gene Ontology annotation, molecular function: N-acetyltransferase activity. The transcript has a single exon. The coding region runs from base 626 to 1339 and encodes 237 amino acids. The record is from RefSeq and is a predicted model, not a curated record.
ACGACAAUCUUCGCGACUCCGCGUCGGGGAAUUGGAGAUAUGUUAAUUUUUCUUUGCUCCUGAGUUUAAUACUUCAUACUCUACAAUCGUUACGCAAUAUCGAGUUAGUGUACUGCGAAAGUGCAUUUUUUCAUUCGACGAAUAAACACGGCUUGUUGCGUGAGGAAAAACUAUAUGUAUUGAUGUGUUUUAAUAUAUAUUUGCUUUUUUACUUUCGAUAAUCGAUCUGUCGAAUCGAUCCUCCAUUGUUUUCGCAGUUAUAAUAAUAUAUACACAUAUACUGUGUACUAUUGCUGUCUUCAAAAAUGAUCGACGCCACUUCUUCGUAUUUCACUCCCGUAUUGUUGCCGCUCUGAUUAAAUACCGAGCUUUGACUAUCAUGUCUGUUGAGUAAACAACAUCUUUGUUCAAUCCGUGUCGUACGUUAGUACCUGUGUUUAUAGAUUGGCAUAUAUUCCCUAUUCGUGAGAUUAUUGAAAAAUAUAAGAGGAAAAGUGGAGAGUCCGUUACGUGUAAGUUGACCGAUUCUAAUCUGUCAACGACGUCGUACUUUUUCGCGAUAACAUCCAAAUUUCUGAAUUCAUAAGAUCCUUAACACACGUCAGAAUUAUAUUUGUUUUACAAAAUGUCGAUGAGAGUAACCAAAUUAAACGGUGAUAUUUACGAAAUAAGAACUUCUAAGCCCUGUCAUUUGAGUGAUGUGUUGAGAAUCAUGCGUGAAAAUUUUUAUUACGAAGAAACUAUGUUUAAGAGUUUAUGCGCAAACGUAAAAAUAGACGACGAGAAAAAACAACGAAUCAACGCAUAUUUUGACGGAACUGUGAUCGCUGCUCUCGAAGCAUCGCCGUGUAUAAUAGCUGUGCACAAAAAAACUGGAAAAAUUGUGGGUGUUAAUAUUAUAACCGUGAGCGAAAAUCCAAAAAUUGGUAGUAAAAAGGAUGGUCUUGCUACGAUUUUUGCGGUUGAUGGAGCGCCACCCGUAGUCAAGAAAUACAUCGAAUAUUUGUCACGAAUAAACGAGCAGGUUGAUCUUUUCGAGGUGUUUCCGAAUGUUCAAACUAUGUGGGAAUUUUAUGCUGUGGCGAUUGACAAGGAUCAUCGAAAAUUGGGACUUGCUAGCGAUCUUAUGAACUUUGGGAUAAAUAUCGCGAAACAAUCUAACGUUUCUUUGGUUUUCGGUGUUUUCACCUCAAUUUAUUCGAGAAAAAGCGCCGAAAAAAUCGCAAUGAAAUCGUUCGUAGAAUUCGAUCUCACAAAAUACGUCGAACCAGAUGGUCGACCUGUAUUUAACAAUAUUCAAAACGAUAACAUCGUUACUGUUAUGGUUCUAGAAAUGUAGAGAAUUUAAUUCCCCCCCCCCCCCCCCCCUCCCACACACUCAUAUAUACAACAAUUAAUGGAAUAUAUAAGUGCUCUCUACUCUACAGUAUUUUCAUCUGCACUGUCAUUUAAAUGAAUAAAAAACAUCCGGAACGUA